This is a messenger RNA of Soboliphyme baturini, 366 nucleotides long. Lineage: Eukaryota; Metazoa; Nematoda; Enoplea; Dioctophymatida; Soboliphymatidae. The record is from the annotation of a GenBank genome assembly.
AUGAUAACCGAUGUGGAAACCAAGUGGCAGCUCUUUAACAGCGCCAUACUCGAGGCUACCGCCCAACGCUGCGGCUUUGAAUGGGUUGGCCUACCGCCUGGAGGUCAGAAAGAUCUGCCUGGUGGACAUGAGAGGCGAUGGAGAGCGUACCUUGAGGAACUCUCCAACGUCGAGCAACGGCUUGAAAACUCGAUGGUAGAGCAACAGAAGGGAGACUACAAGGAAUGCUCCAAUUAUAUGGGAAUUACGUUAGUGAGCCACCCGGGCAAGGUCAACGCAGAGGCACUAGAAAAGAAGUGCCCGAAAAAACUGACUCCAAGAUACAAGAAGAACAGUGCAGAUUCCGGCCGAUCGAAACACCGCUAA